GAAGCAGACAGUAGGCACUGAGGCACUUCUCGUGUCAUGUCACCAGCGCAAUCUUGACAGUGUGCGGUGCGAGUUUGUGAGUGAUAAGUGCAAUCGAAGUGCGCAGUGAUAGACUUUCGACGCUCACAUUGGUUGGGGUUGAUUGAAAUAGUUGGAAUACAUUAUCCAGUCAGAGUUAAUCCGAUACCGUCACUCACACAAAUGUCCGUGGACAAGGAAGAGCUGGUUCAGCGAGCCAAGCUGGCCGAGCAAGCUGAGCGAUAUGACGACAUGGCAGCGGCAAUGAAGAGCGUCACAGAGACAGGCGUGGAGCUUAGCAAUGAAGAACGCAACUUGCUGAGUGUCGCCUACAAGAAUGUGGUAGGAGCGCGACGUUCGUCAUGGCGAGUCAUAUCCUCCAUCGAGCAGAAGACUGAGGCCUCGGAGAGGAAACAGCAGAUGGCGAGGGAGUACAGGGAAAAGGUCGAGAAGGAGCUGAGAGACAUAUGUUACGACGUUUUGGGUCUUUUGGACAGGUACCUAAUUCCAAAGGCAAGCAAUGCCGAAAGUAAAGUGUUCUACCUGAAAAUGAAGGGAGACUACUACAGGUACCUGGCAGAGGUUGCAACAGGGGACACAAGGAAUGCCGUGGUAGACGACUCACAGAAAGCCUACCAAGAUGCGUUUGAAAUCAGCAAAGCCAAAAUGCAACCAACACAUCCAAUCAGGCUGGGCCUUGCGCUCAACUUCUCAGUUUUCUACUAUGAAAUCCUCAAUUCACCUGACAAAGCGUGUCAGUUAGCAAAACAGGCAUUCGACGAUGCGAUUGCCGAACUGGACACACUAAACGAGGACAGCUACAAGGACUCUACCCUGAUCAUGCAGCUGCUGAGAGACAACCUAACGUUAUGGACAUCAGACACGCAAGGCGAUGGGGACGAACCCCAAGAGGGCGGAGACAACUAAUACCCUUCCCUCCACUCCCUCUCCCACACUUGCAUACGCCGUUCUACACACUUGAAUGUUAGCAAAUAUCCAAAGCUAUGCCGAUCAUUUUGUUUAUUUAUUUCGAUGUAUGUUUUCGAAAGUUCUUCUUUAUUGUAUAAAAUUUUGAUACUCCGUUUGUUGUCAGACAUGUUGUUGUUAUUUCUGUACGAUGUUACUUUUAAUUUUACUCGUAAAUUUUAUUGUCGGGCUUUACAUUAAAAUUUAGAAAUGCACGGCUUGUUUGUUCUACUGAUGUAGGAUGCAAUAAAUUUACAAUAAAAUAAUUUUGAAAGUGUCGAGUGUUGUGAUGUACGACGACGGACGGCGUGGCAUAGCUUUGUUAAUACUUGCUUUCAGGAACAUGGAGCCUCCCCUCGCAGCUUACACUUCACGAACCGAUCACUUUGCGCGCGACACUUCAUCUCCAUCUCUCGGUCUAAGUGGAUGUGUUGUGAAAGAACUUUCGAUCAGGGUGUUAAUCGGCUCUUUGUAAUUUUCUGUGAAUCGUACUGUGUCCGUUUUUCUAGACCGUAAGAGUAUCGGUUAGUGUACACGGUCGAAUAAUUGUCAAAACACAGUAUCUCCGAUACCCAGUUGUUUAAAUGUUUCUUCUGAAAAUAUUAAUUUGUAAACUUUUUAACACUCAAAAGAAAAAUCAAAUUUGUUCAUCAUGAAAUAUACUAUGGGAGAUUAGAUGAAAACUUUUAUUAUUAUACAAUAAACUAUGUUAUUUGUAUGGAAUCUUUUGUAAUUUGUUACAUCACUCUUGGCUAAAUUCACUUGGCUUGGCAGUGGUCCCUCUCCUCGACUGUCGACUGCAUGAUCUGAGACCAAUUGUACCUGUAUCCGUUUGUAUUCGGUAAAAGAAGUGUUGAGCCCAUCUGAACAUCUCAAAUGUUGUAUAGACGUGACGCAAAAUGUGAAUGGUUUUUGCUGUUGUGCUCUACAUAUUCCUGAACUUUCCAAGACAAAUUCCUUCCUUACGUCGAAUCAAAUUGACAUGCUGCCAUAUGUUUUAGUGCUCAAAAAAUCUCUAAAUCCGAAAGGAAGGGUCAGAUCUUUGAAAGUUCUCUCUACUCGUGUAAUCACUCAUUUCCUUCAUAUUAAACCUAUUUUUAUUUAUAAAUACCGUUAUAUCUUUUAUUCUGUCCUUAGAUUUUUCAUGCCGUUAACGUUAUACAAGAAUUUGACGUAAAUAUACAUAGCUAUUUUCACACAUAAGCGUUUUGUAAUUUUAAUGUGUCCGUUGUAAACACUCAUUAUAAGUUUGCGAGUAAUAUUUGAUUUUAUUGAUCGGUAGCUAAAUUAGCUUUUGUAAGUUUUUCAAAGGGUAAUUGUAACAUUGAUCUUGUUCUCUAAAUGCAUGUGAAUAAGCCAUGCUUUCACUAAUGUGUGAAAUUUUGUUUACAUAAAUUAAACAAACCUGACAACCUGGCGUCAUAUUUUUAAGUUGUGAGUGAUUCAAAUUCUAAUUGGACAUCCAAAUAGUCGCGACAGGAACUGUGUUGUUUCAUGCCUUAGCAUUUCAUUUAGUUUGGACUGCAUUUGAAGCCUAGAAUGCAUGCGGAUGUCCAAUAAUCACCCAAAGAUUCGUUUUAUGACUCCAGUUGAAAAAUGUACUAAAACAUUUAAGUUGAAAUCUAAUUAUAAUUUUUGUUACUACUUAUUUCAACAUGUCUAUAGUUGUCAUAUUUUAUUUUUGUUCAACAUUAGAAUUUAAUAUAUUAAAAUUUUCAAGAUUU
Messenger RNA from Macrosteles quadrilineatus (aster leafhopper), 2708 nucleotides. It is a transcript of the gene 14-3-3zeta, whose product is annotated as 14-3-3 protein zeta. The record is from RefSeq and is a predicted model, not a curated record. Gene Ontology annotation, cellular component: cytoplasm. Bases 202 to 945 code for a protein of 247 amino acids. NCBI's taxonomy places the organism in Eukaryota, Metazoa, Arthropoda, Insecta, Hemiptera, Cicadellidae. The transcript is spliced from 5 exons. Gene Ontology annotation, biological process: signal transduction.